Molecule: messenger RNA, 2675 nt
Organism: Pisolithus orientalis
Lineage: Eukaryota; Fungi; Basidiomycota; Agaricomycetes; Boletales; Pisolithaceae
Product: RNA ligase-domain-containing protein
Exons: 5
Coding region: 143-2512 (789 amino acids)
Biological process (GO): tRNA splicing, via endonucleolytic cleavage and ligation
Cellular component (GO): nuclear inner membrane
Molecular function (GO): ATP binding; RNA ligase (ATP) activity; GTP-dependent polyribonucleotide 5'-hydroxyl-kinase activity
Source: RefSeq, a predicted model, not a curated record
UAAAGACGCUGAUGAGCCCGUCUGACUCCGAUCGAUACUGACUUGACUCGACGACUCGCAGUGCACACUCGAGUACUUAUUGUCGACGACAGCACGCAGCUUGCUCAGACUCAACACCAUCCCUGCUUGGUCACUACCAAGAAUGUCGAAAUCGCGGUUCAACGAAGAGGACUCCAAACUCGUCAUUGAUCUUUAUCGACUAUCCAGGACAUCUUCAAAGCUAGUCCAGGGCAACGAAUAUGCUGUACCUUCGGAUCCCUCGAUCAUAGUCACCAGCUGGAAGAUGAACGAGUUCAAAUAUUAUGAUGUCCCAUCCCCAUUCCCUACGUUGGCGAGGGGUUUGUUCACCCGUCAGCUGCUAACAGCGCCGGGUGAUGAAAACCGGUUUCAGAUCAUCGUGCGAGGCUAUGACAAGUUCUUCAAUAUCGGAGAGGUCCCCUGGACGGAUUGGUCUUCCAUGCAAUUUCAUACGGGACCAGAUUACACCCUAUCGGUGAAAUCGAACGGAUGUAUAAUCUUCAUCGCACCCGUGACUCCAUCCAAGUUAAUCGUAGCGUCAAAACAUGCACUCGGACCAAUUCAAGGCGUGGAAGAGAGUCAUUCACAAGCAGGCCACCGGUGGGUGAGAAAACAUCUUGCCGAUAGGGGAAAAACAGAAGAACAAUUGGCGGCCGCCCUAUGGGAAAAGAGAUGGACAGCGGUAGCAGAGCUCUGUGACGAUAGCUUCGAAGAACAUGUAUUGGCCUAUCCACCAGAAAAGUCGGGCUUGCACCUCCAUGGCAUUAAUGAAACCCACAAAGCUUUUCGUACCCUCCCACCAAGCAUCGUCGAUGCGUUCGCAGAAGAGUGGGGAUUCACAAAGACGCCCACGCUCGUGUUAAACUCAUUAUCCGAGGUGAAGGCGUUCACGGACAACAUCGCGAAGACCGGAAAGUGGAACGGUGAACCUCUCGAGGGAUUCGUCGUCCGAACUCACAUCACCGAUCCCAAACCCGGCUCGACAGUACGUGACCGUCGACCACCAUAUCCAACAGGCUCCUCUUUCUUUUUCAAAGUAAAAUUCGACGACCCAUACAUGAUGUAUAGAGAUUGGAGAGAAGUCACCAAGACCUUGCUUUCAGCGAAGGGUCCCCUUGAUGAAGUGAACAUUCCCAAAUCGAAAUUGAAACGUCAGGAGACACAGCUGUAUGUCAAGUGGGUAAAAGAAGAAAUCAAGAAGAAUCGCACAGCAUUUUCAGAGUUCAAUAAAGGAAAGGGUAUUAUUUCAACCCGUGAGAGGUUUUUGGACUGGAUGAAGAGCAAGCAAGGGGCUAAAGACUUGAAGGACUUGAAGGAGAGUGCGCCGCAAAGGUUGAAUUUUGGCGAGACCAUUAUCGUUCCUGUCGCCAUUCCCGGAUGUGGCAAAACUGCAGUGUCAAUAGCAUUGGCUCAUCUCUUUGGAUUCGGACACACGCAGAGCGACGAUGUACACGUCAAAAAGGCCGCUCCAGUCUUUAUAAAGAACGUCGCAACGCUUCUUAAGCACCACGAUGUAGUAAUUGCUGACAAAAACAAUCAUUUACGGCGACAUCGCGAAGCCCUGUUAAGCGUCGCUUCCAAGAGGAAGCCGCCAGCGCGCCUUUUGGCACUCAACUGGAGCUUCGACAAACCACCAGCCACGAUCCACCGGCUUUGCGGAGAUAGGAUUCUGUCGCGAGGCGACAGACAUCAGACUUUGCUUGCGGACGCGGAAACGAAAUCGCACGAAGAUGUCCUCUGGCAGUUCAUUCGAGACCGUGAGGAACUAGACGACAACGAGGUGGAUGCCAGUAUUGAGAUGGAAGUCGAAGAUUCUCUGGAAGCCGCCGUCUCUCGUGCAGUGGACGGAUGCGUCCAGAUCCUAGGCCUUCAGAAGCCUAGCCAGGAACGCAUCGAUGAGGCUGUUCAAAUUGCCAGGGAGUAUGAGCCUAAAACAAAGAAGACCAGCGACAAGAAAGCCAAAGGUUUUGAACCGCGAUACUUCGGCAUACUGCCCGAAAUCGAUCUCCAGAAAGCCAUCGGUACUCGGUUGGAAGAAAUUCCCAAAGACAAGAAGGCCUUUUGGGACGAGCUUGUCGCGAACAAGCGCAUCACGGAUCGGCCUCAUAUCACUAUCACUCACCAGAAGAAUCGUUCAGAACAAUUACAUGUCUGGGAGCUGUGUGAAGCUGUGCACCGGAUCCCACGGCCUCCAUUUUUUUCCUUCAACCUUGCAUGCCUCCUGUGGAAUGACAGAGUGAUGGCACUCACCGUCGAAGACUUUGAACUAGUAACGGAAUCUGAUGGGAACGUGGACACGUAUCCUAACCAUGAGGGAUCCAUCUUCAUUUCGCAACUUCCUCACCAAAUCAAGGAUAUCCUACAUAUUACAAUGGGUACGGCUAACUCCAGUAUCCCCCCAGUGGAAGCAAAGGCUCUCGUUGAAGCUUGGAGACAUGGGAACAAGAGUGGUAUUAAUUCAUUGGAGAUAGAGGGGUUGUCAGGCGAGGGGUAGGGUUAAAGGAUUGACCUGAUAGUAAUUCUAACGUACCGCAUCGACCCCUGAACCUUUUAAUCAAACUGCAUGGCCAGCCACACUCACCAAUCCGUUGGUUUUUUGCCUGUGGGGUGCGGGUCCGUAACCACAGUAUACCACUUGCUCAAACAUACUCAUGCAA